GGUCGGUGGUACUAGGUUAAACUGAGGAUCGUAUUUUUGUUCCUGUGUCAACGAAAAGAAGAAAAGAAGAGUAGCCAGUGAGACCAGGCUAAGUUUUCAUCAAAGAUAGUUUCUUUUCUCAAACAUUACAGAAACGUUUCCUCACGUCUGACACCAGCAAGACACCAACGGCCUCAGCAGAACUCCUUUUGAAGAUGAACUCCAAUGUGGAGAAUUUGCCUCCUCAUGUUCUUCGCUUGGUCUACAAGGAGGUUUCAGCUUUAGCAGCAGACCCGCCUGAGGGUAUCAAGAUUUAUCCCAGCGAGGAGGACAUAACUGAGCUACACACAGCCAUCGAAGGACCGGAGGGAACUCCGUUUGCUGGCGGCGUUUUCCGAAUGCGUCUGGUCCUCGGGAAGGACUUCCCUGCGGUUCCACCCAAGGGGUAUUUCCUGACCAAGAUUUUUCACCCCAAUGUGGGUCACAAGGGAGAAAUCUGUGUCAACGUGCUGAAGAGGGACUGGAAGGCAGAACUCGGCCUCAGACACGUCUUACUCACAAUCAAGUGUCUUCUCAUCCAUCCGAAUCCCGAGUCGGCUCUGAACGAAGAGGCUGGGCGUUUGCUGUUGGAGGACUAUGCAGAAUAUGAGUCCCGAGCUCGUCUGCUCACAGAGAUCCACGCCAUGGGCGGGACCUCGGGGGCACCUCAGGACCCUAAUGACGGCCCACAGCCGAAGAAGCAUGCAGGUGACCCCAUGAAGAGAGCAGGGCCCAGCGCAGCAGCUGUGCCUGCUGCUCUGGGUAACGGAGCGAACGGAGCCAGCACCACCAGCAGCAAUAGCAACAGCAGCAGUAGCACUAAUAAUGUAGCAGGGAAAAAGAAAGCAGAUAAAAAGCGUGCAUUGAGGCGACUUUAAUACCUCCACGAAAUUCUCAGUGUGUGUGUGUGUGUACGUGUGCGAGCGCGGGAGUGUGUAAAUAUAAAUAUUGAAGUGUGCUGACAAUGUUUUUGUUCCCUAUUUUCUGAGUCUUUCUACCACCUGUCCAGACUAUCCACUUUGUACUCAUACCGUAACUUCUGUUUUGCCUUCAAGUUGUUGUUAUUUCCAUACCUAAAGACAUGAUGACAACACCGUCACUGCAGAAAUCAUGCCAUCCGUUGUACUUUGCCCUCGGCCUGGUGUGAAUAUAUAUGAUACAGGGAAAACAUGGCCUCUAACGUCUGUCCAUUUAUGAGACAACCACCAUCGUCUCCGACUUUAUCAGCUCUUUUAAAAGUGCUUCUUGGUGAAUGCUGCUGUGAUGGUACUGUGUACUGCUCAGCUAGGCUCACUGGUGAGUCCCAACCAGGAUGAUACUUUAAUUAAAGUCAGGUUUUUAAAUUAAACUCAAAGGAAAUAAUGGUAGAAGUUGCUAAACAAUUGUGCAUGAAGUCAGUGGGUUCACGAUUGGGGUAGAAAUAUUGUUACCGUCACACAAACUCGUGUCAUCUUUUUAAAUAGUAUUUUUCAUAUUGUGAUCUGAAUGAGAUAAAGGAAUGGCAGUGGAGUAUAAAACGUCUGUUAUAUUCAUGGAAUCUCAUCCCCCUCUUUUUUCAUUUCUUUUCUAAAAUGGUUUCACUGUCAAGUAUUUUCAAAAGUUGUUUAUAAUUGACAUGUUCAUAUUCAGCUGUCUUGUGGUUGUGUGUGAAGACCUAGAUCAGUGGCUGUUAGGGAAUGGGGUAGGUUGCCAGAUUACUUUUAUAAAAACACUUUAAAAAAAAACAACAGAAUCAUGUAUUCUCUGUAUUAAGCAUACAGUGGUGUGACUUGCUUUAACUUCUCCUCCUUCCCUACAAAGCAGCGUGUUCUCUCAGAUACCCAGCUCCCCUGACCAGCCAUGUGGGUACCUGAGAAGACAUCUGUAGGAUUAAGAAACUUCCACGUUUGAUAGAAUUUGUCUCCCCCCACCCGUUGCACUGGCAGGGUUUCCUGGGCAGGUUUUCUCUCUGUACUAAAUGCAUGCGGGGCCUACAUUUCCCAAGGAAACACACUGAAGCGCUGUCUUAAUUUGGAUGGAAAAUGUGCCUCUGAAUCUCCUGUCCUUGUGCAGACUGUCGGCUGGAUAUUUUGUGUCCAUUUUAAAUUAUUUAAAUUAAUAAAACAUUGAAAUAUGACAA
Molecule: messenger RNA, 2137 nt
Organism: Epinephelus fuscoguttatus (brown-marbled grouper)
Lineage: Eukaryota; Metazoa; Chordata; Actinopteri; Perciformes; Serranidae
Gene: ube2s
Product: ubiquitin-conjugating enzyme E2S
Exons: 4
Coding region: 195-896 (233 amino acids)
Source: RefSeq, a predicted model, not a curated record